AUGUCGCAACUCACAAAAGAUUUACCGCAGGGUUCAGAUCGUUUGGGAGAAUUUAUUGAUCCUGUUCUUUCACCUUUACCACCUAGGUGGAGAAAUUGGAUUGUACGAGGUAUAUUUUCUGUAGUUAUGGUUCUGUUGUUUUCCGUGAUUAUUAAAAUGGGAGCUACGUGGCUUAUGGCCUUGGUAUUUGUGAUACAGUUUUGGUGUUUCCAUGAGAUUAUUACUAUUGGUCUAGCAGUCUAUCGACUCUAUUCACUACCAUGGUUUCGUGCACUUUCAUGGUAUUUUCUGCUUUCAUCCAAUUACUUUUUCUUUGGUGAAAGUUUGAUCGACUACUGGGGUAUUUUAUUGAGGAAAGAUCAGUUUCUACAUUUCAUGGUGGCUCAUCAUCGUUUAAUUAGUUUUGCUUUAUACUGUAUAGGGUUCGUGUGGUUUGUUUUAUCACUGCGAAAAGGCUACUACCUACGACAGUUUUCAUUAUUUGCGUGGUCUCAUGUAACACUCCUAUUAAUUGUUUCGCAAUCAUUUCUCAUCAUUCAAAAUAUCUUUCAAGGACUGAUAUGGUUUCUUGUUCCAGUCUCGAUGGUAAUUUGCUGCGAUAUAAUGUCGUACAUAUUCGGGUUUUUUUUUGGAAAAACCCCACUAAUCAAAUUGUCUCCAAAGAAAACUUGGGAAGGUUUCAUUGGAGGUGGUAUCAGCACUGUUAUAUUUGGCUUAAUUCUCUCUUUGUGUCUUCUUCACCAUCCUUUUUUUGUUUGUCCAUUGGAAGAUUAUACAGUAGAAAACUAUAACUGCACUGUUCCAUCUUCAUUUAUUCAAAGGUACUUUAUUUUUAUGAUUGAUCGAAUAAUACAAAUUCAUCCUUUUUUACUUCACACAAUAGUAAUGGGCUUGUUUGCGUCUAUUCUUGGCCCUUUUGGUGGGUUCUUUGCUAGUGGAUUCAAGCGAGCAUUCAAAAUCAAGGAUUUCGGUGAUGUAAUUCCUGGGCAUGGUGGUCUAAUGGAUCGAUUUGAUUGUCAACUUCUAAUGGGAACAUUCGUAAAUGUCUAUAUUCAUACAUUCAUUAAAGUACCCAAUCCAUCUAAGCUUCUGCAACAAAUUUUUUGGCUUCCUGUUGACGAACAGCUCCACAUAUUUCAGUCUUUGUAUGAACACCUCUUACGUGAAGGGUUGCUAGAUACCUAA
Messenger RNA from Thelazia callipaeda (thelaziosis nematode), 1185 nucleotides. Lineage: Eukaryota; Metazoa; Nematoda; Chromadorea; Rhabditida; Thelaziidae. The record is from the annotation of a GenBank genome assembly.